GAAAAAUAGGGACACCACAUCAUUGCCAUCCGCAUUUCGUCCUCAUGUUCUUGUUAUCUUGUAGCUCCACAUCCACCAUCCCACUCUCCCUAUUCUUCUUCUCUUCAAGUGCCACUCCCAUCCACCACAAGGCUUGGCUUGGUGGGAAGAAGACAAACGCCGGCACGCGCACGCAGACACGAUGGCGAUCUGCAGCGCGCACACUACCACCUCCCUGCGCUCCCCAUGCACGACCGUCUCGAACGCAGGUCUGAGGCAGAAGCAAGUCAUCUUCGUCACCAGCAACAGGAGGAGCGGCGGCGGCAGGAGGCACGGAGGGGCAAGGAGCUUCCAGGUCUCGUGCUCCGUCGACAAGCCGGUGGUGAUUGGCCUGGCGGCAGACUCAGGGUGCGGCAAGAGCACCUUCAUGCGCCGGCUCACCAGCGUCUUCGGUGGCGCCGCGGAGCCGCCCAAGGGCGGGAACCCGGACUCCAACACGCUCAUCAGUGACACCACGACAGUGAUAUGCCUCGACGACUACCAUUCCCUGGACAGGAACGGCAGGAAGGAGAAAGGUGUGACCGCCCUCGACCCUAGGGCCAACAACUUUGAUCUCAUGUAUGAGCAGGUGAAGGCGAUCAAGGAAGGCCAGGCAGUCGAGAAGCCCAUCUACAACCAUGUCACUGGCCUCCUCGACCCUCCGGAGCUUAUCGCGCCACCAAAGAUUUUCGUCAUUGAAGGUCUGCACCCAAUGUUCGAUGAGCGAGUGAGGGACCUCUUAGAUUUCAGUAUCUACUUGGACAUCAGUGAUGAAGUUAAGUUUGCAUGGAAAAUCCAGCGGGACAUGGCAGAGCGUGGGCACAGCCUUGAAAGCAUCAAGGCCAGUAUCGAGGCCAGGAAACCAGAUUUUGAUGCCUUUAUUGAUCCGCAGAAGCAGUAUGCUGAUGCUGUGAUUGAAGUUCUGCCGACCCAGUUGAUUCCCGACGACAACGAAGGAAAGGUGCUGCGUGUUAAGCUCAUCAUGAAAGAAGGGGUGAAGAACUUCAACCCGGUUUAUCUCUUUGACGAAGGAUCGACCAUCAGCUGGGUGCCUUGUGGAAGAAAGCUCACAUGCUCUUACCCUGGCAUCAAAUUUUCCUAUGGCCCGGACACUUACUUCGGAAACGAGGUAUCUGUUCUGGAGAUGGAUGGGCAAUUCGACAGACUAGAUGAGCUCAUCUACGUGGAGAGCCAUCUAAGCAACCUUUCAACCAAGUUCUACGGAGAGGUGACACAACAAAUGCUAAAGCAUGCAGACUUCCCAGGUAGCAACAACGGGACAGGUCUCUUCCAGACCAUCAUUGGACUGAAGAUUAGAGACCUCUAUGAACAGAUUGUUGCUGAGAGGGCUGGUGUACCAGCGGAAGCAGCAAAAGUUUAACGAUCUAUGCAUUCAGAUGUCCUAAAACUACAGCUCUCCGAACUCAAUGGGAGUAACAACCUUCGCAUCUGUUGGGAUAUAUGGCGAGCUAGGAGGUAUAGAAAUGUCAUUGCAGAACUCAGGAAAACGUGCAAUGGAAUUUCUUGAAAUCCCUCUUGAAGAGAGUGAGAACUCGAUAGAUCAAGAAUCACCACACGUUGUAUUAAUCGUAUGGUAUAAUAUUUAUACAUGUACAGGAUGAGC
This is a messenger RNA of Zea mays, 1642 nucleotides long. Its product is annotated as Phosphoribulokinase. Gene Ontology annotation, biological process: carbohydrate metabolic process. The record is from RefSeq and is marked provisional. Bases 182 to 1399 code for a protein of 405 amino acids. Gene Ontology annotation, molecular function: ATP binding; phosphoribulokinase activity. NCBI's taxonomy places the organism in Eukaryota, Viridiplantae, Streptophyta, Magnoliopsida, Poales, Poaceae. The transcript is spliced from 5 exons.